AUGGGGAAAACGAACUUUGAUACUGUUCGUCGCCGAGCUGCUGUAGACAACAGUACUUGUGGCAGUGGUCCUUCAAAAAGGCUAGAGACUCGCAUAUCCCUUUCAUCAUGGAAUAGUGAACUUGCGCCUAUCAGCAAUCAUCCAGGAGCAGACACCGUCGUCGCGACAAAGAAGCUGCAGGCAUACCUUGAACGAUCCCGAUCGGACUGUAGCAAGACUACACUGUUUGCCUAUUUUCGAGGUACACUUGUUGGUCUCUAUUCGGGAUCUCAAGUUGACCAGCGCAAGACGUUGGAAUCUCUGACUCCAACCCUCAAUGAUGCGGUUCAAGGUGGCUCCAACACUCGUUUUGCUAUUGAAGCCUGUGACAAGGGCCCUGCCAGUGGUGUGUUUGGCAUGGUGGCUGACCCUACCGGUGACUUUGCCGCAGUUCAGGCUGUAGUAAAGUCUUGGAAUCAAGGCAAAUGUGUUGCUGGCUCCCACGACAGCAAAAUCAACAAGCUUGAUCGAGGCUCUGCCUGGGGAUAUGCAAUAGCACCCAGUACUCGACGAACCUCUCCAAGCCGCAAGGCAAAGGUCCAAGCAAAUGGAGUCUGCGCAAGCUACGAGACUAUAAUGGGAGACAUCUGCGACACAAUUGCUGCGGCUCAUGACAUUUCAGUCGACGAUCUUGAGAAAUGGAACACAAAGACUUGGGGUUGGGAUGGUUGCGGCAACUUGAACCCAUUCGUGAGAAUUUGUGUCAGCGCAGGAAAUCCGCCCCUGCCUGCUUCAGUAUGGAAUGCCGAGUGCGGACCGACUAGGAACGACACUGGGCCUCCAGGAGAAGGUGAAGACUUGUCAUCUUUGAACCCGUGUCCCCUCAAUGUAUGCUGUAAUAGAUGGGGUAUGUGUGGAUUGACAGAUGAGUUUUGCCUCAAGUCAAAAUCCAAUCCAGGCACAGGUCAGCCAGGAGAGGCUGGCUGUAUCUCCAAUUGUGAGCGGACACUAACAAACAACAACAAAGCCCCUGAAAAGUUCCGUAAGAUUGGUUACUUUGAGGCAUGGAACUACGACCGGCCUUGCCUCCAUAUGCAUGUCUUGGAUAUCGACAAGUCAUACUCACACAUUCACUUUUCAUUUGCUGAAAUCUCGUACAAUCUAGACGUUGUUAUUCCCGAAAACGUCCAAGAGCAAUUCCAUUCCUUCAUCGAGACAACCGACAUUUCGGCCAAGAAGAUUCUUGCAUUUGGAGGGUGGGCGUUUUCUAAUGAGGGGACUGGCACAGGUCUCUUUCGCAAGGCUGUUUCCCCUAGUAAUCGACAGGCGUUUGCAAGCCGUGUUGUGCAAUUUGCCACUGAAAAUAACUUGGAUGGCGUCGACUUCGACUGGGAAUAUCCGGGUGCCACAGAUAUUCCCGGAUCUGACCCGGGACAGAAGGACGACGGUGAGAACUAUUAUCAGUUCCUCAAGCUUGUGCGAGAGAAGCUUCCCAAAGACAAAUCGCUGUCUAUCGCAGCUCCAGCCUCGUUCUGGUAUCUCAAGAGCUUCCCAAUCAAAAAGAUGAUCAGUCUUCUAGAUUAUGUUAUCUACAUGACAUAUGACCUGCAUGGACAAUGGGACGUUGGUAGUAAGUGGGUGAGUCCAGGUUGCCCAGCUGGAAACUGUCUUCGUUCUCACGUCAACUCCACCGAAACACUGGAUGCCCUCAUCAUGAUCACGCGAGCUGGAGUCGAGUCCCACAAGGUUGUUGUUGGUGUCAGCAGCUACGGACGUUCAUUCAAAAUGUCCAGUUCUACUUGUCGCGGCCCUCAGUGUACAUUUCUGGGAGGCAGAAACGACUCCAAAGCAAAGAAAGGUCGCUGUACCAACACUGCCGGAUAUAUAUCCGACUUUGAAAUCAACGAAAUUAUUGCUAAAGGAGGUGCUAUCAAGAAAUGGUAUGAUGAGGCGACUGAUUCAGAUUAUCUCGUCUACGACGGAGACGAAUGGGUCGCCUACAUGUCCAAGGUGACCAAAUCUCGUCGUAUGAGAGACUACAUGAAGCUCAACUUUGGCGGAACGACGGACUGGGCUAUCGACCUUCAAGGCGAUUACGAUAAGCGC
Messenger RNA from Fusarium redolens, 2085 nucleotides. Its product is annotated as glycoside hydrolase superfamily. Gene Ontology annotation, molecular function: chitin binding; hydrolase activity, hydrolyzing O-glycosyl compounds. The record is from RefSeq and is a predicted model, not a curated record. Gene Ontology annotation, biological process: carbohydrate metabolic process. The transcript is spliced from 4 exons. NCBI's taxonomy places the organism in Eukaryota, Fungi, Ascomycota, Sordariomycetes, Hypocreales, Nectriaceae. The annotation marks the transcript as partial.